AUGGAUCUUAUUCAAGAGGAUGGUUUAAUGAAGACUGUGACUCAGUUUUCAAAGUACUAUGAGAUGUUGGUAAAGGAAUUUAUUGUUAAUUUGUCUGAAGAAUGUGUUGAUGGCAAGUCUAAGGAAUUCAGGAAAGUGUAUGUGAGAGGCAAGUGUGUAAAUUUCUCUCCUUCAGUGAUCAACAAGUAUUUGGGAAGGCCUGAUGAAGCUCAACCUGAGCUUGAGGUAAGGAAGUGGCCUCUCAAAGGAAAAUUGGUGGCAAGUAAACUGAGUGUCAAGUAUGCAAUGCUGCACAAGAUUGGAGUUGCUAACUGGGUGCCCACCACUCAUAAAUCUACAAUUGCUGUAAUGCUUGGAAAUUUUAUAUAUGUUGUUGGAACCAAAUCCAAAUUUGACUAUGGCUCCUAUAUUUUUGAUCAAACUUUGAAGCAUGCAGGAAGCUUCAGUGUGAAGGGUCCUAUAGCCUUUCCUUCUCUCAUCUGUGGUAUUGUUUUGAAUCAGUUUCCAAACAUCUUAAUUGAGAAUGAUUAUGUGAAGAAAAGAGACAGCCCUAUGUCUUUCAAUCAUAAGUUGUUCCUAGGUACCCAUGUCCCUGACAUUGUCAUGACAUCAGGUGAGACAUCACGUGUAAGCAAUCAGCCACGUAAAGCUGCUGUCAUUGCAAUGCUCAAAGAAACCUGCAGGGAAUUAGAGGCAACGAAGCUGAACUUGGAAAAAUUGAUUAGCUCUUUGGAGAUGACUGAAGGUGAUGUGCUAGUUGAUUGUGGAGAAUUUGGUGAAGCUGCUGCUGUUGUAGAAGAAGCUGAAAGACAAGGUGAAGAGGGAGAAGCAUAUGCCAGUCCUGAUGAUGGAGAUGAUGAUGCUGACUCUGAGUCAGAUGACUAG
Messenger RNA from Lathyrus oleraceus (garden pea), 885 nucleotides. RefSeq lists its product as uncharacterized. The transcript has 2 exons. The record is from RefSeq and is a predicted model, not a curated record. Bases 1 to 885 code for a protein of 294 amino acids. Lineage: Eukaryota; Viridiplantae; Streptophyta; Magnoliopsida; Fabales; Fabaceae.